AGGGGAUCGCGCCUACUUAAAGGAGAAAUAAGAGUGCCUCCACAUUGUGACACGCUUCUGUGCGGACUUAUAAAGCCGCGGGUACUGGACAUAAGCUUUUUAUACCACAUCUGAAAGUAACCGUUUUAGUUCCUUUUCUUAUCUUUGUCGUACUGACACCGAGAAGAAAACAUCCUAAAGGGGAAAUUCACUGUCUGCUGAGAAGACGGAUCAGUGGUUUCUGAAGGAAUUCGGAACUGAAAGGGGCAACACUGAAGAAAAGGGAAGAGCAGAGUAGGAGGAGGAGUACAAACUCACACACGCUGCCCAACAGGUUCUCGUUUGAGGUCACAGAAUUUCUUGUGACACGUCAGGAGAAGGCCAGCGAUGGACGAUCAUUUAGAAGGCUUUUCGAAUGGCAGCCACGACUUCAUGUACUACGAGGACUUUGACUACGGGGAGUUUGAGAGGGGUGAGCGAGGUUAUGACCAGAGGGAGGCACUGCACAUCCUCUCGGUGGUCGUCUACAUUGUGGCCUUCGUGCUGGGCGUCCUGGGCAACGGGCUGGUCAUCUGGGUGACGGCCUUCAAGACCAAGCGGACGGUGAACAGCGUGUGGCUCCUGAACCUGGCCAUCGCGGACUUCGUGUUCGUGCUCUUCCUGCCCGUCUCCAUCGACUACGUCCUGCAGGACUUCCACUGGAGGUUCGGCCAGGCCGUGUGCAAACUCAACUCGUUCGUGUCGGUGACCAACAUGUACGCCAGCGUGCUGUUCCUCACGGUCCUCAGCGUGGACCGCUACGUGUCGCUGGUGCACCCGAGCUGGGCGCGGAGGACGCGCACGGUGGAGCGGGCGUGGUCCGUGUGCGUGGGCGUCUGGGCCCUGGCCCUGCUCCUCAGCUGCCCCUCCCUGCUCUUCCGGGAGACGAUCGAGCUGCGCCACGAGGUGGUCUGCUACAACAACUUCAGCGGCCCGCACGUGCACUUCGCCAUGGUGACGGUGCGCACGGUGGUGGGCUUCCUCGUCCCCUUCGCCGCCAUCAGCGCGAGCGGCGCCCUGAUCGUGCUGCGGGUCCGGCGGUCCGGCGCCGCCCGCAUGUCCAGCUUCUCCAGGACGGUGCUGGCGGUGGUGCUGGCCUUCUUCCUGUGCUGGGCGCCCUUCCACGUCUUCAGCGUGAUGGAGCUGACCGUGCACUCGUCCACGCGGCUGCACGCGGUGCUGCAGACGGGCUUCCCGCUGGCCACCAGCCUGGCCUUCUUCAACAGCUGCGUCAACCCAGUGCUCUACGUGCUGCUGGGCACCAAGGCCCGUCGCAUAGUCCGGCGCUCCUGCCUGGACCUCACCAAGCGCUCGCUGCGGGAGCUCAGCCAGUCCAUCUCCGGCACGCAGUCCAUGUCGGUCCCGGGCAGCGGGGCCACGGAGGAGCCCCCCGCGCACACCUGUGUGUGACCCCCGCAGGGGUACAGAGCAGCGCCACUGCGGACUCUGUGUGGACGGUCAUACACGCCCUGCAUCGGCACAUGUACUCUGCUCAUAUAAUCUGCGUAAACAUAUGCGCAUACACAUUACAUGUGCGCACAUACACUAAAUAUCUACAGGCUUAUUCUGCACACGUACUGCAUAGGUAACAGGGUCGGGGUGAGUUCUGAACUUUUGAGUUCAUUCCAAUUUAGUUUAUGAAUUGACGUUGAAGUUUUUUUUUAAUAUUGGAAUUAAUUUGAAUGAUAGGAAGUAGAAAUUAAUUCAGUAAUAUUUCAAGAAAUUCUACACAUUUCUAGAACAAAGCCUCUAAUAUUUUGACAAAUAUUCCAAAAUCAGUUUCCAAAAUUAUUUGCCACUUGUAUACCAUUUAAAUGCAACCUACCAGCAAUACAAUUUUUAAACUACCAUAGAUGUCAAAUUUUAAGCAAUCAUUUAUUAUGGCAAAUGUAUUUUUAAUUUGAUUUUUAUUUUUUUUAUUUUAAUCAAAUUAAUUACUAAAGACUACAUGCAAACUCCUCUUUAAGUAAGCAGGUUACUGCUUACACAGGCAUAUGCAUGCUGAACAUAGGCUGAUUACACACUCUGCUUAGACUUUACGACUACAUAUGCAUACAUUCCUCUGAAUGUGCUUCCUACCAUUCCUAGUUCCAUCACCUACAGUUUAAGAUAAAAUGCGGGACCCUUUGGUCUCCCAAACCCGAUUUGUUCUGAUAUUUGGCGAGAAACCAAAGCACCUCCAGACUCACUGUUUUCAGUGGAGUUUCAGCCAUUUCCUGUUGUCCCCCCCUCCGCUUGGAAACGGCUGCAUGGCCUCACAGUCACUCCUGGAAUUAAUUAGCCUUUACUUAAAACACUAUGACGUGAAGAGAAUUCUUUUUUUUUCUUCCAGUUAUAUAAAUAAGAAAUACCCAUUUUAUUCCCAGAAAUUCAUUAAGAGGAUAUAAACAAUACAAACAAAUAUCAUUAUAAACAAAUCUGUAACUUUGUAUUAUGAAGUACAUAGGCAUAUAAACAAACUUAUAAACAAUACAAAUAUAAUUAUAAACAAAUCUGUAACUUUAUAUUAUGAAGUACAUAGGCAUAUAAACCACAACUUAGACUGCAACCAUCCAUCCAUAAUCGAACCUGCUUAUUCCUGGUCAGGGUUGCAGGGGGCUGGAGCCUAUACCAGCAUGCAUUGGGCGAGAGGCAGGAAUGCACCCUGGACAGGUCGCUAAUCCAUUGCAGAGCACUCACACCAGACAUUCACUCACACCCUCAUACCUAGGGGCAAAUUAGACGCUCCACUGAACCAAACUUGCAUAUCUUUGGACUGUAGGGGAGGAAAGUGGAGUACCCGGAGGAAACCCACACAGCCACGUGCAAACUCCACACAGUAAGGAUCCUUCUUGUUGUGAGGCAUUAGUCUGCAAGUUCCUAUAAACUCAAAAAAUCCACUCAGUCAACAAAAUAAACAGAAAAGCAAACAUCACACCAGUCUUAUUUGUCUUAUUAGAGUAAACUUUGGACAGAAGACUUGCCAUUUGCAGUCCUAAAUGAUUCCCAGAGGGUAGCAGAAGACCGAGGCAGCAGAACACUCCAAGUAAAAAUAUUAUACUAUACAGCCUUGUGUGUGUACCUCACACCUUACAUACUACUUCAACAGAACUCUUCCAGUGUAAUACUUGCACUCUAUUCAAACUAUAUUUAAUGUGUGUGAGCCCAUUCUCACAUACCCAUAAAGCUGAAACACAAACACACAGAAUACAGGCAUCAAGCUGGCUUGUAAAAAAUGACUGAAUUUAUGACAAAGGCAACGUUUUAUGUCAUUUGGCAGACACAUUUGAACCUUGCCAGCAACAGAAAUCAUACAAAAAUACAAAUGUCAGAUUGUUAGCAUUUUCCUGUCAUUCCUGUCUUGCUGUUAGUUGUGAUAUUAAACACAUGUAGUACAAAUAUUUUUGGUACAAAUAAAACGUGUUAAAAUA
Molecule: messenger RNA, 3428 nt
Organism: Anguilla rostrata (American eel)
Lineage: Eukaryota; Metazoa; Chordata; Actinopteri; Anguilliformes; Anguillidae
Product: chemerin-like receptor 2
Exons: 3
Coding region: 367-1428 (353 amino acids)
Biological process (GO): positive regulation of cytosolic calcium ion concentration; phospholipase C-activating G protein-coupled receptor signaling pathway; complement receptor mediated signaling pathway
Cellular component (GO): plasma membrane
Molecular function (GO): G protein-coupled receptor activity; complement receptor activity
Source: RefSeq, a predicted model, not a curated record